Molecule: messenger RNA, 2993 nt
Organism: Zingiber officinale
Lineage: Eukaryota; Viridiplantae; Streptophyta; Magnoliopsida; Zingiberales; Zingiberaceae
Product: EIN3-binding F-box protein 1-like
Exons: 2
Coding region: 286-2247 (653 amino acids)
Biological process (GO): SCF-dependent proteasomal ubiquitin-dependent protein catabolic process
Cellular component (GO): SCF ubiquitin ligase complex
Molecular function (GO): protein binding
Source: RefSeq, a predicted model, not a curated record
UUUCCAUGUUUUUUUUUCUCUCUAUUUUGUGAGGUCUGCGGAAUGCCCCGCUUUCCCAAACGGCCACAUCCAUAUCCUCUUUCCCCUUCUCUUCUUCCUCUCCCUUCCGUCUUUGCCCUCUCGCGGGUCGCUCCAUCUCUUAGGGUUUCUUCUCCUCAUGCUUUCUGGUUUCGCCGUUGAUUCGUCGGCGGCCUUUUCCCCGGAAAUCGUCUUGAUUCCGUUGCUGUUUUCGCUGCUGGUGCUCGGAUUUGGCUCCUCGGGGCUGCUCCUUCCUCGUCUGCACUCAUGGCGGCUCUCGUCAAACGCGGAGGCAGUGAUGAUCUCUGUCCUGGUGGCCCUUUUUUCUCGAAUCUCAUGGAUUCGAGUCUUCUCAGGUCUCUUGCUCAUACAGUUGAUGUUUACUGCCCCCCUCGCAAGAGGUCACGAGUCGCUGUCCCGCACAUCCUCAGAGCUGAAGAGAUAACUGCAGAGGAGAAACAGCAGCCCUGCUCAAUUGACAUUCUUCCUGAUGAGUGCCUCUUUGAAAUCCUCAGACGAUUGCCAGGAGAUAAAGAAAGAAGUAACUCUGCUUGUGUUUCUAAACGUUGGCUCAUGCUACUGAGCAGCAUCUGUUCUUCUGAACGUGCUGGUCAGUUGAAGCCUAACCUACAAUGUGUGAGCAAGUCCUUGCCAGACCUGAAUGAGCAUCCGUCUUUAAGCCAGCAGGAAAUUCAUAACAAUGGCUUUCUUACCAGGCGCUUAGCAGCUGAGGAAGCUACUGAUAUUAGACUCGCUGCUAUUGCACUAGGAACUUGUAGCCGUGGUGGACUAGGCAAACUUUUCAUCCAAGGAAAUGACUCGACUAAGCUAUCUAAUGUCGGGCUCUCUGCAAUUGCCCACGCUUGUCCUUCACUUCGGAUGUUAUCCAUGUGGAAGGUGCCCUUGGUCACUGAUGCUGGUCUGGAAGAGAUUGCUGAUGAAUGCCCAUUGUUGGAAAAACUAGACCUUUGCCAGUGUCCACAGAUCUCUGACAAGGGCUUGAUAGCUGUUGCUCUAAAGUCCCCUAACUUGAUAUCUCUCACUAUUGAAUCAUCUUCAAGCAUAAGUAAUAAAGCUCUUCAGGUUGUUGGUCGGCGGUGUUUGAAAUUGAAGUAUGUUACUAUCAAGGACUGCCCGCAAGUUGGUGACCAAGGAAUUGCCAGCUUGGUAUCUUCUCCUUCCUCUUCCUUGGAGAGGAUAAAACUUCAGUCUUUGAAUGUCACUGACUUAGCUCUUGCAGUUAUUGGCCAAUACGGAAAGAACCUAACAGAUAUAUCUUUGACUUCUCUCCAGAACGUUGGUGAGAAGGGAUUUUGGGUUAUGGGCAAUACUUGUGGGCUGCAGAAACUGAGGUCCAUCAGUAUCAUCAAUUGCAGUGGGCUUACUGAUAUAGGCUUGCAAGCUGUUGCAAAAGGUUCCCCUUUCAUGAAGCAGCUUUUUGUUCGCAAAUCUUGCUACUUGACUGAUGCUGGUUUGAGAGCUUUUGCCGAAAAAGCUUGGACACUUGAAAAUUUGCAUCUUGAGGACUGUAACCGGAUAACAUUUGUAGGUGUUCUCAGUGCCCUCUUCACAUGUCCGAAGUUGAAGUCACUUUCCCUGAUUACAUGUCUGGGCAUCAAAGAUUUAGCUUUUGCCCCUCCUCAACUGCCAUCAUGCAUAUCACUUGAGUCCUUAACCAUUCAGGAUUGUCCAGGUGUCACAAGUGUUAGCUUACAAGUGGUGGGGAAGAUCUUCCCCCAGUUACGGAAAAUAAACUUGGGAGGUCAAGCUGGAGUUACUGAUGUGUCGCUUGCUCCACUGAUUGAUAAUUCUAAAGUGGGUUUAGUGGAGGUAAAUCUAAGAGGUUGUGUUAGUAUUUCUGAUGCAUUGAUCUCCAUGUUGGUGAAUGCACACGGAAGUACUCUGAAGAUGCUUAAUCUUGAUGGCUGUACAAAGAUCACUGAUAGGAGCCUCACGUUCAUUGCCCACUGCUGCUCUGUGCUUGACGAUCUGGAUUUAUCACAUUGCUCAAUAGGUAACUAUGGCGUGGCAGUCCUUGCAUCUGCAAAACAGCUUAACUUGCGUAUUCUCUCUCUUGCAAGAUGCUCAAUCACUGAAAAAAUUAUGCCAUUGUUGGCAAAUAUGGGGCAGUCAAUGGUGGGCCUAAAUCUUCAGCAGUGCCGUUUGAUCAGCACUGAUGCAGUUGGGUUGCUCGAGGAAGAGCUAUGGUGGUCCGACAUCAUUUCCUAGAAGUAGGGAGGACUAAACAAUGGUGCAAGUGAGUUUCUUGGGAGUCUAAUCUUUUGGCUUCUUUCAUGACCUUCGGCACCAGAAGAGUGGAAAACAGAAGUAUCUUUGAGUUUGUUUUUUUGGUUCAUGUCUUCUGGACUUGAGCUUUCACCUUUUGGUCAAUUUCCAUGGACCCCUGGCCUUCAUGUUUACGGAUGUUCUUGCAAAGGAACUCUGUUUUGUGGAGGUAAGCAAUCAUUGAACCCAACAGCUUACUUUCCUCAAUUUUUGGCCUUGGUUCUGGAAUUACCAUAUUCAGUCUUAGUUUCGGUAGUAGUUUUCUACUUCCGAGCCUAGGUAUGUCAUGGUCUUGAUAUUUUUCCUGUGAUCCUGGUUCAUCUUACCAAGGAAGCUUAAUAGUUUGCUUCGUUGGUGUUUUAGCCAAGUUAUCAUGUUGUUAAAGUUUGCAGGUCGAACUCAUAUCAAGUUUCAGGUGUCAGAGUCCUUUGUUGUUUGCAGUGUGUGCUCUAUGUCCGCUGUGUAAUUUGGGUCAGUUCCGUCUUGUUGGUCUGGUCUGGUUGCCUUUGUACAGUUUGUUUGAUGCCUGAGAUUCAUGGUAUUUGGCUAAAUGGCUGCAUGUUAUUGAAGCAUUGCCAUGGCAACCUUUGUUGGUUGUUUUUUCGUCAAAUCCUACUUUUCCAGGCUGAUCAUGGACUGUGAUGUUUGCAACCUUUUCACUAAUAAAAUAAACUGCUUUUUUACUGUGU